Nothobranchius furzeri (turquoise killifish) is the source of this 1040-nucleotide messenger RNA. RefSeq names its product RING finger protein 223. The record is from RefSeq and is a predicted model, not a curated record. Lineage: Eukaryota; Metazoa; Chordata; Actinopteri; Cyprinodontiformes; Nothobranchiidae. Gene Ontology annotation, biological process: protein ubiquitination. Gene Ontology annotation, molecular function: ubiquitin protein ligase activity.
AAUCAGCUUCAGCUCAUCAUAAAAACUUCUCCACUUCUCAUAUGCUUUUAUUUUGUCAUUCCUCCUGAAUGACAUGAACUUCCUCCCCACCUGAAGCUACACUCACCUGUGCCUGACGAUGAUGAGGAACAGUGACAGAAUGAGGGCAAAACCCACAGGCAGCAUGGCCUCUCUUAUUUUAUAUUUUACGUUGCAUUCAUUUUCAACGUGCCCUCGUGUGUCUUAAGGAUGAAGAUGCCCUGAGGUUUCCUGUUCCUGUCUGCUGCUGACGGCCUCCCCCCACCCCCCACCCCGCCAUGACUGAACCACCCGUCACGAAUCCGUACAGCGGCGUGAACCUGACUCCUGACGAGUCUUCAGAUCCGGUCAUUCCGACGGGCCGCACCUCCGUGUCGUUUCUCCAUCAGAACUCCCAUCCCAGCCGGCCGUUCCCAGACGUCCCGCCACCCAGCUCCACGUUGCCGCUCCCAGACUUCAGUUCCGCAUCCAGACCUCAUCCCAGAUUAACUCGAGUUUACUCCACAGAGAACCCCUACCCUCCCCCGUCGCCCUCCCCCUCGCCUCCCCAGGAGUUCUCCAUCAGCAUCUCCUCCUCGGACCUGCAGCCGUCUCCUCUUCAAUCCCAGUGCUCCGAGGAGAGCUGUCCGGACCUGGAGUGCUCCAUCUGCUUCAGCCAGUUCAACAACGUCUUCCGCUGCCCCAAGAUGCUUCACUGCAAGCACACCUUCUGUCUGGAGUGCCUGGCGCGCAUCAACGUCAAGUCCGCCGAGCCCAGCGCCAUCCAGUGCCCGCUGUGCCGCGGCUUCACGCCGCUGCCCACGCUUGGCCUUCCCAAGCUGGCCACGGACGCUGAUGUGCUGUCCUGCCUGCCGGCCGCCAUGCAGAGGGUCUACAGCAUCCGCUUCGUCCGCAACAAGGGCAAGCUGCAGGUCAAAAGGUCCGCCGACGGUCAAAGGUCGCUGGCGUCCCUCCGAUCCGUCAACCGCUCCCUGGAUGUGGGUCUUCCCAGCCCCGGCUCAGAUCGCAGCAGGGGGACGUCG